GAGUUGUCGAGAAGGACUUACGACAACAGGCAGAAGAUCAACAGGGCAGGGGCAAAGCACCCGAGAAAGAGAGCGUCAAGGAUAAAUUCAAAGGUGCAGGAGCAUGGGUGCAGGACUACAUGGACAGAAAAGCUCAAGCCUCCUAUGAAAAGGACCAUCAAGGCUCAGCGCUGGCUGUCCCGUCCCACAGCCGGAAGGGUUUCUCCUCCCGCUUCAGCGACCCGAACCAUCCAGCCAUGAGCGGUGGCCUGAUCUCCUUCGUCACGGGAGGCGCCAUCGACACAGGCACAAGGCGAAAGGAGCGGCGCGGCGCCAAGGAGGAGCGCAGGGCGCUGAAACGAGAAUAUAAAGACGCCAGGCGAGUGGCCCGCGGCAGGGCGCCAAGGGGACCCCGCCGGCGCCGCGGCGACAGGCGACAAAAGGGACAGCGCAAGGGCAUCAUCAGAAAGAUCAUGCAGCAGGAUGUCUUGUACUUGCUUAUUGUCAACCUGCCCAGCGACGUGGAGGUUCAGCAGUCCGUGGCUGAUCUCGAGAGGAUGAUGAGCCAGGAGGAGGCUUCGCUUCACACAAGCCACAGAUGAGGAGAAGGGGAGGGGGAGCGAUAUAAUACCCAGUGCUGUACUGACCAAAGUAAACAUGUCAAUUUUUUCAAUAGUGUUUACGUAAAGGGUGUUUGGAGCCUC
Cryphonectria parasitica EP155 is the source of this 683-nucleotide messenger RNA. RefSeq lists its product as uncharacterized. The record is from RefSeq and is a predicted model, not a curated record. NCBI's taxonomy places the organism in Eukaryota, Fungi, Ascomycota, Sordariomycetes, Diaporthales, Cryphonectriaceae. Bases 120 to 581 code for a protein of 153 amino acids. The transcript is spliced from 2 exons.